This is a messenger RNA of Crotalus tigris (Tiger rattlesnake), 4822 nucleotides long. RefSeq names its product CDK2 associated cullin domain 1 (gene CACUL1). Gene Ontology annotation, biological process: ubiquitin-dependent protein catabolic process. The coding region runs from base 191 to 1276 and encodes 361 amino acids. NCBI's taxonomy places the organism in Eukaryota, Metazoa, Chordata, Lepidosauria, Squamata, Viperidae. Gene Ontology annotation, molecular function: ubiquitin protein ligase binding. The record is from RefSeq and is a predicted model, not a curated record. The transcript is spliced from 9 exons.
UUUACGGCCGAGAAUCAGAUCCGCUUCCGGUAGAAGUUGACGGAGGGAUCGGUCUGGUGGUUCCUUGUAGCCCGGAGACGUGACGCUUCUUGCUUUGCGAUGGGAAGAAGCCGAUUGUGACAUUCUCUUCGCUCCCUCCCGCCCCCUCCUCCCUUGCCCGGACAAAGCGGGCCCCUCCAGGCCUGUCGGGAUGGAGGAAGAGAGCAUGGAGGAGGAGGGGGGCGGCGGCGGCGGCGGCAGCAUCAGUAGCAGCAGCAGCAGCUACGAGGCCUUCAUGGAUGACCAGAACCACAACAACUGGGAUCCUGCGGCGGGAGGCCGAGGCGGAGGCUACGGACUGUCUCCUUCGCCUUGCCCGGGAGAGUCCCGUAACGCGUGUGGGCACAGGGUAGCAGAGGAGCUUGAGAUCCACAUGAUGUCCGAGGCCGCCAACGGGCCAGGGAAGGGCUGCGAAGCCGCGCCGGGAAAAGGAGGGGCUGCUGCUGCCGCUGCCAGCAUCAACCUCAACAUCAACCCUUCGGCCUCUAAGUUCUUAAUGAAUGUUAUAACAAUAGAAGAUUAUAAGAGCACAUAUUGGCCAAAGCUGGACAGUGCCAUAGAUCAGCUUUUAACUCAGUGUCCUGGUGACUAUAUUCCCAUUUCCUAUGAACAAAUAUACAGUUGUGUAUAUAAAUGUGUGUGCCAGCAGCAUUCGGAACAGAUGUAUAGUGACCUAAUAAAAAAGAUAACUAACCACUUAGAGAGAGUCUCAAAGGAGCUGCAGGCCAGCCCUCCGGAUCUCUACAUUGAAAGGUUUAACAUAGCACUUGGGCAGUAUAUGGGAGCAUUACAGAGCAUUGUGCCUCUUUUCAUAUAUAUGAAUAAAUUUUACAUAGAAACCAAGCUUAACCGAGAUUUAAGAAAUGAUCUUAUAAAACUGUUUACGGAACAUGUUGCAGAAAAGCACAUUUACAGCCUGAUGCCUUUACUUCUAGAAGCUCAGUCCACACCUUUUUGGAUAAACCCUUCCACAAUGGCAAACAUUGUCAAAGGAUUAUACAUGCUUAGGCCAGAAUGGGUUCAGAUGGCACCAGCUUUAUUUUCUAAAUUUAUUCCAAACAUCCUUCCUCCUGCUGUAGAAUCUGAGCUUGAGGAAUAUGCUGCUCAGGACCAGAAACUUCAACAAGAACUUAUACAAGAGGGAUUUUCCAGAGGUGACCAAUCACGUAAGCGAGCUGGAGAAGAAUUAACCUAUAAUGGUUCAGCAUCGUGUGCAAGUUCAAGAGGGUGCAGAUAGGAACUGUGCUAGAAAGCUGACCAAUUGGAGUGGAACGGCAUUGGAAGGGAGAGUAGCCUGAGACUCAGCCAGGUUGUUCUGAUACUCAGGUUCUCUGAUGCAACUAUACCUAGAAGAAGGUGUUUGGACAUAUUUCUUGCCAUGUAAUAAAAUGUCUGUUUGCUGCUAUUUGGGCUAGCUCGGAACAAUGUGAUCAAUCUUGAAAAGGGGUGAGGGUACUUUUUUUUCCUAGAUGAUUUCUUGUGAGGACUGUAUCUUUUUGAGGCUUGGUUUCUAAAAGAUCAUUAAAUGCUAAAAGUUGAUUAUCAGAAAUAGCAACUUCCUCUGAAAAGAUUUAGAGUGGAGUUUUUGUUUUGUUUUGGGUUUUUGAUUUUUUUUUUUUUUUUUGCACUUUCCGAUAUGUGAAUAUUGCUGUUAGAAAUCUGUUGCCUGUUAGAUUUUAUUCAAAAUGUUUGCUUGGUAAAUUGUGAUCAUUUAACAGUAUUUCCAUCUGAAAAAAAUGGUUUGUCUCUGAAGGCCAGUCAUAGGACUGACUUUUCACCUUCCAGACAAUUCAUCUGCUUAGCCCCUCAGUAGUACAGGCCACAAAAUGUUUCUUAAAACUGUGAUUUGAUUAAACAUGGUGCAAAGUUGCCAGAUUUUUCUUACCUUCUUUGAUUGCAUUUAGGAAAAUAAACAUUAAGCUGUGUUUUAACCCAGUCCCUUCCACACUGUUGGCAAAUCAAAUGUUUAUUGUAUUAUGUUGUUGGCUUUGGUAAUGAUUGUAAAGAAUUAGAACAAAUGCUUUUCAACAUGUGAUUUCUAGUCAGAAUUGAAAUGCUAGUAUAUAAUGGAUGAAGGUUUGGCAAGAGAUUGCGAACCAGGUUGUAUGUUCAUACCCUCUGUGCUGCCUAGUGGCAAUACAGAGAAAUGUUGGUACUGAUUUUAAUCAAUCAGUUCUCUGAAUGAUAUUGGGGUGGUAUAAUAGAUUUUCAAAUAUGACUGAAAUGGUGCUUACCUCUGAAUAACAAGCUACUUGAAAUCAAUGUUACACGUGUGGCUUGUACCAUUUCAGAAGGCAACUGGAGAGAACUGCAUGUUUGAUUUUUUAAUUUCAACUGUUAAAGCUUGAACGUAAAAUUUUAAUCUGCAGCAGCACUUUGCACUGCAUUAUGGGUAUAAUGGCAAUAUGUACCUCAGAAGGGAUAACUCUGGAUCCCUGCUUUCUGUUUCUGGUCUUAAACUAAAGGCUAAUCACAAGAUGUAUUUGUUCCUUGACUCUCUGUGAUGAAGCAGCACACACAUAAAAGGGAGGUGGUUCUCCAGCUCCUUCUCCACAAAAUGUAAUUUUAUAUACCAUAAUUAGACUUAUCUUCGGAAUAAAAGAGAAAUAAGGAUGAGUUUGUCACAGUGAGGUAAUAAAAUCAGGCUCUGCUGAAGUAUUAGUGCUGGGGAAACCCCAGUUGGAGUGAGUCUUUAAUGUGGAACAUUGUACAUUUUUAUGAACAAGAGAUGGAAGUUUACCGCGUUCAUGAAAAAGAUAAUGUGAUGCAUGACUUUCCAGCAUGAGCAGUGGCUUAUCUUAGCUUCUCUGAUCCACACAGAACAAUUCUAGCCUUUCAUUUGGUAAGAUUCCAGGAUAAGUCUUUCUGUGAUGUAAAAAUAUCAUAUGAAAGAACAAGUAUACUUUUUAAAAAAUGUGCAGUUUAGAGAAGAGAAUGUUAAAUGAAUAAAAAAGAAAUAUAUAUUUUGAUUUAAUCAAAGUUUUACUCCUUAAUUUGUUGAAAAUAAGGCAUUCCUUUAAAGAAAAUAUAUCUAGAAAACAACUAUUUCUAAGUUUACAUAGACAUUCCUUCUUUUCUUUUGAUAUGUAAAUGUAAACCUCUCCAAUUUACCAAUUUAAAUGUUCUUGCAUUGAUGGAACUAGUCAGAAAGUACAGAAUUUCAGAUUUUCAAACACUUUGCUUUAAACAAGAUGAUCUGAAGAAUAUGUAAUAGAAUUUCAGGAGAAAGUUUGUGAGAGAAACUCUUGGUUUCAAUUUCAAUUAAGUCAAAAAAGUAGGCCAUACACUUAAUUAUAAUUUCCAUAAAGUUAGUAUAAGCCACUGUUCCCCAACCUGCUGACCUUCAGGUAAAUUGUGUUUCUGGCUACAUUAGCUGGGAAUUCUCAAUACUUUAGUCCAAUAUAACUGGAGAAUAUCAAGCAGGAGAAGGGUAAUAUAACCCAAGCACCAAAUCAUCCUAUUCCUUAUUUAGAAGAGUUGUUCAUACUGUAGUUAAUGAGGAUCUAUCGCUACUGCACUGUGCCUCUACAAAAUUGCUUUUAGAUUAUAUUAUUUUUGGGUAGUGCAGAAAUUCUGUAACUUAUAUAGGAGGCUACAGUAUAAUAAUAAUCGGUAAUAACCAAUGCUAGGCAUUCAAAUCCAAGAACGUUGUCUUUUUUUUUUUUUUUAAGUAGAAAGUUUGAACAAAUCUGAAGAAAACUAAAAAAGGCAAUGUGAAAAUUUUUUGCUAUUGUUCAAGAGUUACAGUUUAAAAGUUUGGACAAAUUUAUAUCUAGAGUCAUGGCAGUAAUUGCCUGUUAAACUCUCCAUUUUUAUUCCCUAUUGAAUUUAUCCUUAAGAAGUGCCCAGUCAUGAAGGACAUGUAUAAGUAUGGUUGUUUCACAAUAUUUAUUUCUCUUCCCAUAACUAUAGACGAAAUUACGUACCGGGAUAUUUCAUCUUCGGCUGGUCUCUAGUUCUGUUCCUGAUUCCAGUUUGACCCCUAUAACUUCCAGCAUUAACUUUACAGAAUACAGUGAGAAUAAAAAGAGGAUGUCCAAUGGAUGUGAAUUUGAUGCACUGGUUUUAUCUUUUACGACAGUCUUUCCUGACUACUUGGGUUUACAGUUUUGCAGGCUUCAAGUUCAAGAAUUUCCCAGCCAGUAUAGCCAUUACUGAAAAUUCUGGGUAUUGAAGUCCACAUAUCUGUUGGAUGCCAAAGUAGAGGAAGGCUGCUUUACUAGUUUAUGGUUUGUAAAUAAUAUUCAGAACAUUCAGCUUUUGUUUCCAGAUAAGGUUUUAUUUGUGGCACUCUUCUCAAGAAUAUUGCUUCGGUCAAUAUUCUAAACACGGUUUUACAUAUUUUAGCUCUAUGUAGCAUCUUGCCUGAAGAGGAAGCCUGUUUUUUAUAUAUAUGUAAAAGAAAAGAAAGAAAAAUAUAUUAUGUUGUAAAUUAGUAUUAAGAUUUCUGUAUGUUUUGGCAUCUAAUGCUGAAAUAAUUUGUUUUUCUAUCCUCCAAGGGAUAUAUCUUUGUAAGCGUGUAUGAAAGAACACAAGAAAACUUAAGUUACUCUGUAAACAUUUUUCUUCAAUAUAUGUUGAAUUAAUGAGUGGCCCUCUAAAGCCAUGCCUUCAAUAAAAGCAGCAUGGUCUUGGCUGUGGUGCUCCUGUAAAUCAAAUUAUUUGCCAUUUUUUGUGACUGUUUUCCAUAUAAGACUUAACAUGGCAAAAGUUUAUGCAUUGAGUGUCAUAUGUCAUAUUUGUUUCUUGGGAAACUUGUUACAUUAAAAUAUUUUUAGACAAA